Molecule: messenger RNA, 1521 nt
Organism: Lathyrus sativus (Indian pea)
Lineage: Eukaryota; Viridiplantae; Streptophyta; Magnoliopsida; Fabales; Fabaceae
Source: the annotation of a GenBank genome assembly
AUGGCUCCGAAUUUGGAAUGUCGCAUGUACGAGGCACGAUAUCCAGAAGUAGACAUGGCAGUGAUGAUACAGGUCAAGAACAUAGCCGACAUGGGUGCUUACGUUUCACUUCUCGAAUACAACAACAUCGAGGGUAUGAUUCUGUUUUCCGAACUCUCUCGCCGUCGAAUUCGUAGUGUUAGCAGUCUCAUCAAGGUGGGUAGAAUUGAACCGGUGAUGGUUCUUCGUGUUGAUAAGGAAAAGGGUUACAUCGAUCUCAGUAAACGUAGGGUUUCUGAAGAAGAUAUUCAAGCUUGUGAAGAAAGGUAUAAUAAGAGUAAACUUGUCCACUCUAUUAUGCGUCAUGUUGCUGAAACCUUGAAUCUCGAUUUAGAGGACCUUUAUAUUCACCUUGCUUGGCCUUUGUACCGCAAAUAUGGACACGCCUUCGAGGCUUUCAAAAUAGUUGUGACUGAUCCAGAUACAGUUUUGAGCACACUUAUGCGGGAAAUUAAGGAAGUUGGUCCUGAUGGACAAGAGGUGACCAAGGGGGUACCUGCUGUUUCUGAAGAAGUGAAGCAUUCUCUAGUGAAGAACAUUAGAAGACGGAUGACCCCUCAGCCAUUGAAAAUCAGGGCGGAUAUUGAAAUGAAAUGUUUUCAAUUUGAUGGAGUUAUCCGCAUUAAGGAAACAAUAGAAGCUGUGUCUUCGAAGAAAAGGAAGCGAAAGAAAACCUCUUCUGAAGUUGUUGGUGGAUUCAGCGUGUUCCGAAGUUCAACAUCGAAGACAAUUGAAAAAGUCCAAGCCGGUUAUGAUGAGUCCAUUCGUCUGAAGAAAGAAAAUAAACCACUCGAGCGUGAUGCUAUCUUCAGGAAGAGUCAUAACAUUCAUGUCUCCGCUUCUGCAGAUGUUACCGGUCCCGUCAUCCACAAAAAUCAACUCCGAGGAGCUCUUUUCAAAUACGGUCCAAAUCCUAUUCAGGUUGCCUUCAAAAGUGGCGAAUUCAAACGACAAGUUAUUUUUAUUGGUGGAUUAACAGAUGGGUUUCUUGCUACCGCAUAUUUAGAACCUCUAGCAAUUGCGCUGGACCGCGAGAAUUGGUCACUAGUUCAAUUUCUUAUGUCAUAUUCUUAUAGUGGAUAUGGCACUUCCAGCUUGCAACAAGAUGCUAAGGAUCUGGAUCAGCUUAUUAAUUAUUUAAUUAACGAAGAAGAUUCUGAAGGUGUGGCAUUACUUGGGCAUAGUACUGGCUGUCAGGACAUUGUGAACUACAUGCGCACAAAUUUUGCUUGCUCCCGAGCUGUUCGUGCUGCAAUCUUGCAGGCUCCAGUUAGUGAUAGGGAAUAUCAGUCCACACUCCCUCAGACAGCUGCUAUGAUUGACUUGGCUGCCAAAAUGAUAAGUGAAGGCAGAGGUUCAGAGAUAAUGCCAAGGGAAGCAGAUCCUACUGCCCCAAUUGCUGCAUAUAGGUAUCACUCCCUUUGUGCAUAUAAUGGCGAUGAUGACUUGUUCAGCCCUGACAUACGAGAGGUUAUGGCAUAA